CCUCCCUCCAGCCACAAACAAACAUGGCGUCCACAAAACAAUCCAAGAACAAGGUGCAGCCGCUGUCGGAGCAGGAGCUGCAGCAGAACUAUUCACGCCUCCAGAGUGACCUGCAGGCCCUGGCUAGCAAAAUUGGCGAACUUGAGCAAGAAGCCGAGGAACAUACUCUUGUCCUGGGGACUCUAGAAGAGGCAUUGGCUGAGGAACCUGACCGAAAAUGCUUCCGCCUCAUAGGUGGUGUCCUGGUCGAGCGUACUGUGAAGGAUGUCGUUCCUGCACUUCAGACGAAUCGAGAUGGGAUCCGAAAAGUUGUAUCUAACCUGGCGGAGCAGUACAAGUCGAAAGAGCAAGAGUUUGAGAACUUUAAGCGUGACUACAACAUCAGGUCUGUCGUGAGAGCCUAAGAAGAGAUCGCCACCCCGUUCGGCCUUCCAUCUACUUUCAACUAUCUGGUCCAUCUGCAGAAAUUCGGUGCAACAUACAGAUAAAGGCCGUGGAAUAGGGACUUCGUCUGGCUUGUGUAUUCUAUGUACACUAUUGCAUACCAUUCCCUUCGCAUCGAUGAAGGCAGUUCGACAUCGCUUGCGGGGUUGGCAGGAAGCCGAGUACUGGUGGUACAGUCGAC
Molecule: messenger RNA, 625 nt
Organism: Gloeophyllum trabeum ATCC 11539
Lineage: Eukaryota; Fungi; Basidiomycota; Agaricomycetes; Gloeophyllales; Gloeophyllaceae
Product: Prefoldin beta-like protein
Exons: 5
Coding region: 24-404 (126 amino acids)
Biological process (GO): protein folding
Cellular component (GO): prefoldin complex; cytoplasm
Molecular function (GO): protein folding chaperone
Source: RefSeq, a predicted model, not a curated record